AAUACACUGCUGAGGGGAACAGCAGGAGAGACAGGAGAGGUCUGCUGUGCCAUGUGGGUUAGCUCCCCAGCCAGGGAUUAAACUCAUGCUGCAGUGGCUGACAAAAUCUUGAUAGCACAGAGACUUUAACCCCAGUACCACCAGGGAGGCCCAUACUAAAUUUUUUUACUCCAAGCUUCCACUUCUAAGAGAAUAUAUCUUAAAUGUUCUCAUCAUAAUAACAGCAACAACAAAUGGUAAUUAUGUGAGAUGAAGGAUAUAUUAAAAGUGUUAACUAUCCUUAUUGUGGUAAUCAUUUCACAAUACACCUGUGUAACAAAUCAUCACACUGUACACCUUAAACUGUAUAUAUGUUAAUUACAUCUCAAUCAAGCUGGAUGAAUUAUAUUUUGAGCAGAAAGGGCAACAAGUUCAAAGGUAUCAAAAGAAAGCAAAAAUGAGUGGAAAACUUCCAGGUAGUUCAUUAUCACUAGGACAUGAGAUUUGAAGACAACACUGGUGAGAGACAAGACUGAAAGACAGACAGCAGUCACAUACAUUCAUUUGGUAAAUGAUUAUUGACUAUUUAGGCAUGUCCCUGGAGGUGCAAGGAGUUAAGAUGCAGCACUAUGAAGCUAUCGGCAGCCACUGCAGCACGAGUUCGAUCCCAGGCCAGGCAGGUGACCCACAUGGCGCAGCAGACCUCUCCUGUCUCGCCUGCUGCUCCCCUCAGUACAUCUGCCUGUUCUGCUCCCCACUCUGUCUCUGGUGAAUAAUCUCACCCCCUGCAUCUCUGACCUGCACCUCAGCUCUUGUAUGCAUAAAAAAAUGAAUCUUUUUAAAAAAUGAUUAUUAUUUGCUCUAUACCACGCAUUGGUCAUGUAGACCUGGUCCUUGUUUCGAGGGAUUUAGUUAAGGACAAAGAAGCAGACGAUUGAUUAACAAUCACAAAUUGAGGGGGGAAAUGGUAAAAAGGAAAUAAUGGAAGUGAUGAGAUUGUCAGUGGGAAGAAUAAGGGGCACUUAGGGCCCCCAAACCUGGCUGCUCUAAAUGGGUUCUGCCAUCUGCCUCAUGAAGAGAAACACACUCUUAGUGCAUAAGACCUUCAAUAGAAAAGAACUUUAAUACAAUUAGUGUGCAAUAGAGAAUUUGUGUGCAUUAGAGAAGAGAAAGAAUACAGUUAAUAUAGUUUCCCCAUGAAACACCCAAAGUUAUCCAUGUCCUGUGGGUAAAUGUGCAGCCAAGUAGCCAGGAUCAUUAAGGCCCAAAAACUUGCCACAAAUCUAAGUCACCUUCUGAUGGGGACCCAUUGGAAAGGGGAAUAAGGAAGCCAAGUAUGAAAGGAAAAGAGCAAAAUCAAAAUACAAGUCAAGGUCCUUCCUGGUGGUGCAGGGGUUAAAGAGGUAUCGCCAGCCUCUGCAGCACAACUUCGAUCCCUGGGCCUGCCAGGGAGCAACCCACAUGGCACAGCAGACCUCUCCUCUCUCACUUUCUGGCCCUCUGCUCCCCUCAGCACUGUAUUUCUGUAGAUCUUCCUGUUCUACUCCCCACUCUCUGGUGAAUCCUCUCAUCCCCUGCUCCUCUGGUCUACAUCCAGUUCUUGCAUGCAUAAAUAAAUAAAUCUUUUUAAAAAACCAAAAAAACAUAAUACAAGUCAAGAUAGAGUCUGUCAUUGUCAGUCCCUGACAGGUCUCUUGCCUACAUUAAUGGCUCUUUCAAAUGCCUCCUUCCAUGUCCCCCAGGUCCCUGGUACAAGUCCAAGGCAGAGAAGCAAAAAUGACUUCUUCAAAUGUCUCUCUGCUUCCUGGGUCUUCUCCAGGUUUUCUUUUCAUCUCCCUCCUUGCCUUCCUGGUCUUCCUCUCCUCACUCCUUCUCUUCCAGGCCCUUUUCUAGCUUCCUCGCUGGCAGUUCCACCCUUCCUCAGUGGGGACAGGGAACCUGGAACCUCAAAUCUCCCCUUUCUCUGGGGAUUACAUUGUUGCAAGACAAGGGACAAUAUAUUUCACAUUGGGUGGUCAAUGAAGACUUAACUGAAGAGGUGACUUUUAUACUGAGAGCUAAAGGAUGAAAAAGAGAAAAAGUCAAGAAAAAGAAUUCUAGGCACAGAAAAGAGUUUGGCUCAAUUCUCUGAAAUGAGAUAGAACUUGGUACAACCAUGGGAUUGAAAGAAUGUUGAUAUUGCUGGAGUUAAGUGAGGGGUGGAGUGUCAAGAGAAAGGGUGCUAUAGCAAGUGAGGGACUAUUUGAUUAUGGCCUGUUGCUAAAGAUUUCAUUACAAGUAUAAUUGGGAGCCACUGGCAAAUUUUUAUAAUGAAAGUGAAAUGAUAAAAUUUUAGUUCCUGAAAACUCAUUCUAGCAACCUGUGGAAAUGACUGAAGGACAAGACCUCUCAUAUGAAGGUUUAUUUAAAAGCUAUUGUAUAAACUAAGUUAUGCUAUUCAAAGUUAGGAUAAUGAUUACUGUUGGUGGGUAGUGACUAGAAGGCAGCAUGAGGGAAAAUUAUGACAGUGUAGGAAAAGUGUUGCUUCUUUUCUGGGAGUUAGUUACUCAGGUUAUGUUUGGUUUGUGACUAUUCAGACUUUGCCCUUAUGAUAUGUGAAUUUUUCCCAAAAAGUAGUUAAAGCUAUUCAAUACAAUUUUCCUAUAUGUUGUCAUUAAAGACCAAAAACAAAAAAGGGGAGAAUUGUGGACAUAUUCCAGAUUGAGCGAGAAAAGAAACAUGGUAACUAAAUUAGUGCAUGAUCUUGUAUCACCAAAUAAAAUGCUGUUAUAUAAAAGAUACUGUUAGGAUAAUUGGCAAAAAGGAAUGUGGACUUUAUUAUUUUUUUUAAAGAUUUAUAUUUAUGCAUUUAAGAGCUGGGGUGUAGGCCAGAGGUGUGUGUGGAGGGGGUUUGUGUAAGAGGAUUCACCAGACAGUGGGUAGCAGAACAGGAGGAUCUACUGAAAUACACUGCUGAGGGAAGAAACAGGUGAGACAGGAGGGGUCUACUGCGCCAAGUGGGUUAGCUCCCAGGCCAGGGAUUGAACUCAUGCUGAAGUGACUGCUGGUAGCUUCACAAUGCUGAGACUUAAACCCUUGUGGCACCAGGGAGGCCCUGAAUGUGGACUUUAUUUAUUUUUUUAAGGUUUAUUUAUGCAUACAAGAACUGGGGUACAGGCCAGAGGUGUGGGGGUGAGAGGAUUCACCAAAGACAGAGUGGAGAUCAGAAUAGGCAGACUGACUGAAAUACACUGCUGAGGGGAGCAAAAGGUGAGACAAGAGAGGUCUGCUGCACCAUGUGUGUAGCUCCCUGGAUCAAACUCAUGCUACAGAUGCUGCGGAUCACUUCAUAGUGCUGUGCUUAACCCCGUGUGCCAUCAGGGAGGCCCUGAAUAUGGACUUUAGAAUAAUAUUUAAUCAAGGUAAAACUGGGGCCUCCCUAGUGGUGCAAGGGAUUAAGCUUCACAUUACGAAGCAAUCUGCAGCACAAGUUCCAUCCCCAGACUGCAAGGGAGCAACCCACAUGGCAGACCUCUCCUAUCUUGCCCGGUGCUCCCCUCAACUGUGUGUUUCAGUCCGUCUGCCUGUUCUGUUUCCCACUCUGUCUCUGGUGAAUCCUCUCACUUCCUGCAUCUCUGGCCUGUACCCCAGCUCUUGUAUGCAUGAAUAAAUGAAUCUUAAAAAAAAAAAAAAAGGUAAAAUUUCCUGAAUUGUAUAAUAGGACUACAAUGAUGUAAGUAGUCUUUGUUUUAGUAGAUUCCUGCCGAAGCAUUUAGAGAUGUGUGCAUAUGAUUUUUAAAUAACUGGUUCUGCAAAAUAAUAUGUAAAUGCAUAAAGAAAAAAACAAAUUUGUGCCUCCCUGGUGGCCCAAGGGUUAAGUCUCAGAGCUGUUACCACCAACGUCUGAGUUCCAUCCCAGGCCAGGGAGCUAACCCAAUAUGGCACAGCAGACUUCUCCUGACUCAGCAGCUGCUCCCCUCAGCAGUGUAUUUCAGUAAAUCUGUCAGUUCUGCUCCCCAUUCUCUCUACUGAAUCCUCUCACUCUCCUCACCCCACUCGCAUCUCUGGCCUACACCCCAGUUCUUCCUCGCAAAAAUAAAAAGAAAAAAACCAAAUUUAACAGAAGACUAACACGAAGUUAUGAUGGGUAGGUGAAGGUUAUAAGGGAGCUCAAUUAUUAGUUUGAGUUAUAAAUGGUAAUUUAUUAUUGCAACGUUUGGAUAGAUUUGGAAAUUUUAGUAAAGUGGAGAAAAGCGACAGUCAUAAUUUAAGUACAUGAGGUGAUUUGGGCUAACCUUGGCAGUAUAGAUAGAGAAGAGGGAACAAACCCAAGGUCUAUUUUGGAGGUAGAACUCACAAGAUAUGUUACUGGGAGGGCGUGGUGGUGGACGAAAAGGACAGGAAUCAACGCCGUACAUUAAACAAGCCCUUCUCAGAGAGCCCAAAGGCGCCCCGCCUUCCCUUUCGACCCGAGCGGAGGAAGUGAGGAAAAGGAAGCGACCGCCAAUCCACAAGUCGACUUCCGGUCGUCGACUUCUUGGUGUCGCAAAGAGGUCGUAAAUUGGAGAGCCUUUUAGCCCCGCCCCCAAAUUGGGCGGUCCUAAAGAGUGACAGCGACCAAUGGCGAGCGAGUCUUCGGGCUCUUAUCCAAUGGCUCUGGAGGUGGGCGGAGUCCUGCAGCACGCGGUUUGCCAGCGCUUCUGCCGGGAACUGCAGCAGGUUUCCUAUGGCGUUGGGCUGAUCUCACCGAGAUUGCUGCCGAUUUCCAGUUUUGCUUGUGGAACGAAGUUGUGCCAAGCAAGUGGGCUUUAGACUCCAAGUACGGAAGACCUGGACCCCGAGGGAUGGGGCCGGCGCCUACGGAAACGCAGCAACGUGGAGCUCCUGGGGAGUCGGAGGUGAUGGAGCCAGCUCUGGAAGGCACAGGCAAGGAGGGAAAGAAGAAAUCUUCAAAGAAACGCACAGUGGCUGGGUCUCCAGUGGAGGGCCUCCUGCAGCCAGUGAAGCUCAGCCGGGCCGAACUGUAUAAGGAACCUACCAAUGAGGAGCUGAAUCGCCUUCGGGAGACUGAGAGUCUUUUCCACUCUAGCUUGCUUCGCUUACAGGUAGAAGAGCUUCUAAAGGAAGUGAGGCUGUCAGAGAAAAAGAAAGAGCGGAUUGAUGCUUUCCUAUGGGAGGUCAAACAACGGAUCAUGAGGGUGCCUUCAACCCCUGAGACAGAGCUGACUGACCAAGCAUGGCUUCCAGCUGGGGUUCGAGUCCCUCUCCAUCAAGUACCGUAUACUGUGAAGGGUUGUUUCCGCUUCCUGCCCCCAACCCAGGUCACUGUUGUGGGCAGCUACCUCCUGGGCACCUGCAUCCGGCCAGACAUCAAUGUGGAUGUGGCAUUGACCAUGCCCAGGGAGAUUCUACAGGACAAGGAUGGGCUGAACCAGCGUUACUUCCGCAAGCGUGCCCUCUACCUGGCCCACUUGGCCCACCACCUGGCCCAAGACUCUCUCUUUGGCAGUGUUCACUUCUCCUACACCAAUGGCUGCCACCUGAAACCCUCGCUGCUUCUGCGGCCACAUGGGAAGGAUGAGCGUUUGGUCACUGUACGUCUGCAUCCAUGCCCCCCGCCUGACUUCUUCCGCCCGUGCCGCCUGCUGCCAUCCAAAAACAAUGUGCGCUCUGCCUGGUACCGAGGGCAGAGUUCCCCAGGAGAUGGUAGCCCAGAGCCUCCCACCCCCCACUAUAACACAUGGGUCCUGCAGGACACAGCCCUCGAAUCCCAUGUACAUCUGCUUUCAACCACGUUGGGCUCGGCUAUGGGCUUGAAGGAUGGUGUGGCACUUUUGAAGGUCUGGCUGCGUCAGCGGGAACUGGACAAGGGUCUGGGGGGGUUCAGCGGGUUCCAUGUCUCCAUGAUGGUGGCCUUCCUCGUGUCCACUCGCAAGAUCCACACCACCAUGAGUGGCUACCAGGUCCUAAGAAGCGUCUUGCAGUUUCUGGCCACCACAGAUCUGACUGUCAAUGGGAUCAGUCUAUGUCUCAGCUCAGAUGCCUCCUUGCCGGCAGUGGCUGACUUUCACCAGGCCUUCCCUGUUGUCUUCCUGGAUUCUUCAGGCCGUCUCAACCUCUGUGCUGAUGUCACUGCCUCCACUUACCACCAGGUGCAGCACGAGGCACGGUUAUCUAUGGCCUUGCUAGAUACCAAAGCUGACGAUGGAUUCCAGUUGCUGUUGAUGACUCCCAAACCCAUGAUUCGUACUUUCGACCACAUCCUACAUCUCCGUCCACUGAGUCGCCUGCAGGCAGCAUGUCACCGACUGAAGCUGUGGCCAGAGCUGCAGGACCACGGUGGGGACUAUGUCUCAGCUGCUCUGGGGCCACUAAUGACCCUCUUGGAGCGGGGCCUAGGGUCCCGGCUGCACCUGCUGGCCCAUUCUCGGCCCCCAGUCUCAGAGUGGGACAUCAGCCAGGACCCGCCAAAGCACCGAGACUCUGGGACUCUGACCCUGGGAUUGCUCCUCCGGCCUGAGGGUCUGACCAGUGUCCUUGAGCUGGGUCCCGAAGCUGACCAGCCUGAGGCUGCUGAGUUCCGCCAGUUUUGGGGAUCUCGCUCAGAGCUCCGGCGAUUCCAGGAUGGAGCCAUUCGGGAAGCUGUGGUCUGGGAGGCAGCCUCUAUGGCCCAAAAGCGCCUUAUUCCCCAUCAGGUGGUCACCCACCUGUUGGCAUUCCAUGCUGACAUCCCAGAUACCUGUGUCCACUAUGUGGGGGGCCUCUUGGACCCACUGAUCCAAGGCCUGAAAGAGACCUGCAGCACAGGUGAGGAGGCCCUGGCAGCGGUGGUACGUUGCUAUGAUGACCUCAGCCGCCUGCUGUGGGGCCUGGAAGAUCUCCCCCUGACUGUGUCUGCUGUGCAAGGUGCUCACCCAGUGCUGCGCUACACUGAGGUGUUCCCACCAACCCCGGUCCGGCCAGCCUACUCCUUCUAUGAGCGCCUGCGGGAGCGGGCCUCGCUCUUGCCCCGGCCCGACAAGCCCUGUCCAGCCUAUGUGGAGCCCAUGACUGUGGUGUGUCACUUGGAGGGCAGUGGGCAGUGGCCACAGGAUGCUGAGGCCAUCCGACGGGUCCGAGCGGCCUUCCAGCUGCGUCUGGCAGAGCUGCUAACCCAACAGCAUGGGCUACAGUGCCGUGCCACUGCCACGCACACUGACGUCCUUAAGGAUGGGUUUGUGUUCCGGAUACGUGUGGCCUAUCAGCGGGAACCCCAGAUUCUGAAGGAGAUGCGCAGCCCCGAGGGGAUGAUCUCACUGAGGGACACGCCUGCUUCCCUCUGCCUGGAGAGGGAUACCAGGCAGUUGCCCCUGCUCACCAGCGCCUUGCAUGGGCUCCAACAGCAGCAUCCAGCCUUCUCGGGUGUGGCUCGACUGGCCAAGCGGUGGGUGCGUGCCCAGCUUCUGGGCGAGGGGCUCACAGAUGAGAGCCUGGACCUGGUGGCUGCUGCCCUUUUCCUGCACCCUGAGCCCUUCACCCCUCCCAGCUCCCCCCAGGUGGGCUUCCUUCGGUUCCUUUUCCUGGUAUCGACCUUUGACUGGAAGAAUACCCCCCUUAUUGUCAACCUCAACAGUGAGCUCACCGUGGAGGAGCAGGUGGAGAUGCGCAGUGGCUUCCUGGCAACUCGGACACAACUCCCUGUCAUGGUCAUCUUUACCCCCCAGGAUCGCAAAAGCUCUAUAUGGACACGGGAUGGACCCUCGCCCCAGAUCCUACAGCAGCUCGUGGUCCUGGCAGCUGAGGCCUUGCCUGUCCUAGAGAAGCAACUGAUGGAUCCCCGGGGGCCUGGGGAUAUCAGGACGGUGUUCCGGCCUCCCCUGGACAUGUAUGACGUGCUGAUCCGCCUCUCUCCCCGCCACAUCCCCCGGCACCGUCAGGCUGUGGACUCGCCAGCUGCCUCCUUCUGCCGGGGGCUGCUCAAUGACUCAGGACCCUCAUCCCUGAUGCCAGUGCUGGGCUAUGAUCCUCCUCAGCUGUACCUGGCCCAGCUCAGGGAGGCUUUUGGGGACCUGGCCCUUUUCUUUUAUGACCAGCAUGGUGGAGAGGUGAUUGGUGUCCUCUGGAAGCCCACCAGCUUCCAGCCUCAGCCUUUUAAGGCCUCUAGCACAAAGGGGCGCAUGAUGGUGUCUCAAGGUGGGGAGCUGGUGAUGGUGCCCAAUGUAGAGGCCAUCCUGGAAGAUUUUGCCAUCCUGGGCGAAGGCCUGGUACAGGCUGUGGAGGCCCGAAGUGAGAGGUGGACUGUGUGAUCUCCAGCCCUGGGAGCAAGCUGGAGGUAGACAGCAGGACUCUUCAGACCUCUGGAGCAAGAUGUCAAUGGCAUAUGGACCCUCCAUGGAGGGUGUGCUGGCCUACACACACUGGAUGGACCCCACAUAAGCCACCACCCAGUUUUCUGUUGGUGCCCCACCAUUGGGCCUGGGGCCACAGUAUCCCAAGAGUCAACUGGGCCUGACUGUCCAUUUGAACUCCCAGAAGAAGUUGUGAGCCAACUAAGAGAGGAAGCUGAGUGCACCAGGAGAUCCCUUCACCACUCAUCCCUGGGCCUGCCUCUCUCUCUCUCUCUCCCUGGACUGCUUCCAAAAGCCUGGAGAGGCGGGCCCGUGCCCAGGGCUGAGGAUCUGUCCCCUUCCUGUUGCCAGGAUGUGUACUUGGACCUCACUCUGCCCUUCAGUGCAGCAUCUGGUCUUCAAAUGUGGCCCAGAGAAGGUGUGGCCCUUCCUGGGGGUCACAGAGUACCGGCUUUGAGGAGUGGAGAGGGGCUUCACGUAUGAAUGGACCCCAUUGAAGGGCACAAUGCCCUCCUCUGUUGGUGCUGCUGCUUCCCAGGGUGGGGACAUGGAAAAGCACAGAGGCAGGAAGGGACUGGGUGGGUGAAGGGGUGAGGGGGCUGAUGUCCCCCAGUGCAGGAGAGACACAGAAAGCACUGAGUGCUGCAGGGCCCCUUUGUGCCUGAGUUCUACCAGAUCUGUGCAUCUACCCCCGGCUGUCUGCCCAUUCGGGCCACAAGCUGCCCCCCACUGUGCUGCUGCAGUAGGGGUGCAGAGGCCCCAGCCCUGCUCUCCAGGAGUGCCCCGUGCCCUGGGGGGCGGGGGAUGCUACCUCCUCUUAGCCUGUUCCACAACCCCUUCCGGCAGCCUCUCCCUUCACUCUCCCCUAAUCCUGGCUGUUUUUCCAGACUCAGCUCAAAUAGUGCCUCCUCCUUCAGCCCUUCCCUUGCCCUCAGCCUGAGGUGCUCUUUUCCCUCCUGAAACAGCAGAGUGAUUACUAUCUGUUCAGUUCACUUUGCAGUCACGUACAGUGACGUGAACUCUUCUGUUGUCUUAAGCUGAUUUAAAAUUAAAUCACUUCAUUUCCUGUUCCUGGCUGCUUUUAACCUUUUCUCCUGUAUGUGUGCUCUUUGGGGACAGGGAACACUUGCGAAGGUAGGUUUCACAGCUCCGGGUACAGUGUUCUGCUCAAUAGGACACAGCCAUGUGCAGAAGGGGCAGCUGGAAGGCAGGGAGGGCACCAGAAGGCUGCAAGGGAAAGAGAGUCAUGAUUUGUGAUCCCUGCCUGGACUGGGUGGGAUGUGAUGGCCGAUAAAGCCUGAGAGGUAAUACAAAGUCGAUGUUUUGACGACUGCCUGCUAGGUCCUGGGCACUUGUUCCUUCACACAUCUGAGGGAUGGGAACCUGAUGGAUGGUCAUUCCAGCCCUCUGAAGUAACGCACCGUUAUCCUCGUUUUCUGAACAAAGGGACACGUUCAGUGGCCGGAAGGCGCCCCUUUGUGGUGGAGGGCCUUAUGCUCCUGCCAGGCUUCAUCCUCAAGAUGAGGAGCCACGAUGUGAGCUCUGCUUUCUAACUCUGUCUCGGUUCUGUUGGUGAGCCUGUGCCAGUCUCUACCUGCCGCUGUCAUGGGGCAGUCUGGCCUGGGUUUGCAAUUAGCAUAAUGAACACAUUGACUGUGUGAGCCGGGGCUGGCAUUUCUCUCCUAAGUGUGCCAGCCUUCGUUUUUGAUGAAAGAGAUGCAGCCCCAGCCCUCACGGUGGCCCCUGGUCCCCAGUGGUUGUCUCUGGCUCCUCUUCAGCCUCCUUUUCUUUUGUUCCCUCAUGUGCUUUGCCCUCAGUCCCUCUAUGGGAUCAAGUGGGGUGGGGGCUGGUGACUUUCAAACUAUCUGGUUCAGCCACAGGCCCAAUAGCUCCUAGCCCUUUCGCAAGCCCAGUUCUGGAUUAUUCCAGUGUGUGGAGGGUGUGGAAUCUGCCGCCAGGAGAGAUGGUGGCGCAAGUGGCUUCAGGAGGUGGCAGGCACCAGUGCCACUUGGGAAAAGAGGUGUGGCCCUGCCACUUCCCUAUGUGGUCCGCUCACUUCCCUUUGCGUGUGGUCUCCCACCUCCAAAAUAGGCACCACGGUGACUUUGUCAGGGAAGGGAAGAGGGUGGAGAACAGAGAAACCCAAGGAGCUACACCGUCCUUUCUGCAUUCCCCGCUGCUAUUUGGGGAGUAAAGAGUUGGGGUGGAGAGCAGGAAGCCCAGGCUCUAACUUCAGUCCCUCCCAUUGUACCUCCAGCCUGCUAAUCUCAGAUUUUCUCUGGAAAGUUGGCAUCUAUGGGUGUGGU
Talpa occidentalis (Iberian mole) is the source of this 10591-nucleotide messenger RNA. RefSeq names its product nucleolar protein 6 (gene NOL6). Gene Ontology annotation, biological process: tRNA export from nucleus; rRNA processing. Gene Ontology annotation, cellular component: small-subunit processome; UTP-C complex; CURI complex. NCBI's taxonomy places the organism in Eukaryota, Metazoa, Chordata, Mammalia, Eulipotyphla, Talpidae. Bases 4803 to 8243 code for a protein of 1146 amino acids. The record is from RefSeq and is a predicted model, not a curated record. The transcript has 26 exons.